ACGAAGUGGUUCGAUGCACAGAUUUUCUUGACCCUGACUGUGGUUUUUCCGUGAAGUCAUCAGAUUUAGUAGAUCUCAUUAAUUUUAAGUAAAAUGGAGAGAUUUGUACGACAUACUUCCCCUUCUCACACAAAAGACAUUCAACCAGAACUGUGCUCAUUGAAGAGUGAGUCCUUUUAUCUUAAUCAGGAACUCAAAAAGAGAGGUAUCACCAACACAGAAGUGGCAGAUCCUCCUUUAAAUUGUGAGAUAGCUUACAGAACCCUUCUUACUUCUGAUGGUGUUGAAUUUUUGUCAGAACUUUGUCAGGAGUUUGAUAAAGAAGUGACACAGAUGCUACAAGCUCGGGAACAAAGGAAACUGGAAUUAAAACAAUCAAGUCAUCUCCCUGAUUUCGAUCCUAAAACUGCAAACAUACGUGAAUCAAAUUGGACGGUUUCUCCAGUUCCCAGAAGGCUUCAGUGUCGUCAUGUAGACCUUGGUGAUGUGUCUCCUAGCAACAGAGCCCAUUUUGUUGCUGCACUGAAAUCUGCAGCACAAGGAAUUCAGACUGAUUUUGAUGACGGACACUGUCCCACAUGGGCCAAUCAGCUUCAGGGUUUAUACAAUGUAUACAGAGCCGUACACAACACUAUACCAGGUGUACCAAACAUAGAGGAUGCUCCGGUUCUAAUGCUGAGGCCCAGAGCCUGGAACAUGGUGGAACACAACCUCAUUGUGAAUGGUCAGGAAGUUCUAGGUCCACUAUUUGAUUUUGGACUUCUUAUGUUCCAUAAUGCUCGUAUUCUGUUGGAGAAGGAGUGUGGACCUUAUUUCUACCUAUCCAAACUUGAAGGCAGUAAGGAGGCUGCAGUAUGGGAUGCUAUUUUUAGUUGGACUGAGAAAAAGCUGAAGCUGCCACAUGGAUGUGUAAAAGCCUGUGUGUUGAUUGAGAAUGUGCUGGCCUCUUUUGAGAUGCAUGAAAUUCUGUAUGCCCUGAGGGAUCAUUCCCUGGGACUUAACUGUGGGAUUUGGGAUUACUCAGCAUCUUUCAUCAACAAAUUUGGUCACCGUCGGGACUUUUUAUUACCAGAUAGGAACAAGUAUGUGUCUAUGGAUCGCCAUUUUCUGAAGAGCUAUAUGGAUUUAGUGGUGCAAACCUGCCACCAACGGGGUUGCCAUGCUACUGGAGGAAUGGCAGCAUUGUUACUACCUAAAACAUCCUCAGAAAAUUAUGAAAAAUAUCAAAUGAUUCAAAACAAAGUUCUAAGAGCUAAACAGACUGAGAUUGAGGCAGGUGUUGAUGGAUUUAUGGUCUAUGACAUACGGUUGGUGGUACCAUCUCAACAGAUGUGGAAAAGGUUAACCUCAUCAGACAAUCAGUUUUCCAAGUCAAGGUCAGAGGUCAAGGUCACCAAUAAAGACUUAUUACUGAUGCCAUCAGGAGGAGUUACAGAGACAGGUUUAAAACAUAACAUUGCUGUUGGUAUCCUCUUUAUUGAAGCUUGGCUCAGAGGUGUGGGUCAUUACUAUUACAAAGGAGCUGUAGAGGAUUCAGCCACCGCUGAGAUAUCUAGGUCACAGAUUUGGCAAUGGAUCAGAUUUCAAGCCAUUCUAGAAGACAAUGGCAAACAAAUAACCAUGGCGAUGGUGAAGAACUUAAUCAGAGAGACGACACAGGAGAUGUUUUGGUCAUCGGAGAAUUCUCAUUUUGUGACAGAAAAAGACAGACAGAGACUUCUUACAGCUGCUCAAAUGUUCCAGGAAAUUGUGUCUAAACUAGAUUUCCCAGAAUUCAUCACUACAUAUUUUAAUUUGGAUCACACAUUUUUAAAGAGCCAGGCUUCGUUUUCAUUUGUUAGUAUGUCAGCUUUGGAAUCUCAUUUGUGAAGAAGUUUGAUCUGGUGGUAGAACCCGGUGUUCAUUGAUCUGUGAACAUUGUAUACUUGUAGUCAUUCCAUUAUGUAUGUAUGGACUUAUUAUUUUAUCAAAGAUGGCAUGCUAAAAUAUAUUUACUCAAUACAAUUUUUGUUCAACCAGAAUAGUUUUUGUAGUAUUGAAGUGUCCAUCUGUCUGUCUGUGAAAUGCACUUUCUCCUUCUGUUUUAGCCUGUUUUGGUCUGAAUUUAGUAAAACUUUGCACACAAGACUAAAUCAAGAGACAUAAUUUUGUUUAUUAGUUUUUAUUAUAAUUUACAGUGUUUGCCAUAGUGACUAGACAUAGAGUAAUCUCUUUCAUUAUUUGAAAUCUGUAUACAGGGAAAUUUUUGCCCCAAUUUUAUUUUUGUCCCAUUUGCCCUACCUUCAUAAAUUUAAAGUGGGGCGAAUUCAAAGAAUACAAUAUAAUUAGUUAAACAGAACUAUGACUGGGCAAAUUUAAAACAGGGCAAAAUUGUUUGCAAGUGUGAAAGGGCAAAAAUAACCCUACAUACAGUACUACUCUUUCAUUUUUUGUCUGAUUUCAUUAUAUAUUUCAUUAUUUCAAAAUACUACUUCUCAUACAGAAGGCAUAUACAUGUAGUUUUGGGUCUGUCCAUUUGUCUGUUUGCAAACACCUUAACCUUGGCCAUAACUUUUAAGAGGUUGGAGCAAAGGCUGUCAUAUAUCACAGUAUAUUCCUUGUGACAAGAUUUUUUUGGGGUACCAAACAUUUCUGACUCCAUGUCCUUUACCUUGGCAUUUGACCUACUUUUGAAAGACUUAGGCCUUGGUAAUUUCUCAACAGUUGGUGCUAGUGCUUUCUUAUUUCACAUGUGUAUUCCUUGUGACAAUACCUUUCUUUAACUAUUACCAAUAUUUUUGACCUCAUGGCCUUGACCUUGGAGUUCAACCUACUUUUGAAAGACUUUAUCCUUGGCCAUAACUUCUGAGCAGUUGGUCCUAGGGCUUUCAUCACAGAUUCUGUAUUCCUAAGAUUGAAUAAUGUAUGAAAUCAUAACAGAAUGCUACUUUUCUGAAUUUUUUUGUCUGAUUCAGUGAAACAUCUAUUUCUAAAUAUAUAAUGCUUUUUCUUUGAUUUUACAUUACAGUAAACAGUGUGUUACCUGUCACUGAUCUGCCUUGAUAAUACAUGUAUUAAAUUGUUACAGGUUUAAUACUUUCAGUUUGUGUAAUAGUACAUUGUACAUCAUGUGAAUCAGUAAUUACUAGUACAUUAUACAUCAUGUGCAUUAGUAAUUACAUGUCAUUAAUAGAUGUAUUGUUUAUCCUGGUGCUUGUCCAUUUCAGAUAACAUAAUAUAUAAAUCACAGUCAUCAGGUGUGAAUGUAACAUUGUAUUUACAAAGAUUGUUUAUUUUCCAUGUCUUUCAGAAGUAUAGGGGCAUUUUUAGCUCACCUGAGCCAAAGGCGUAAGUGAGCUUUUCUGAUUGAAGGAUGUCCAGCAUCCUUCUGUCGUGUGUCAUCUGUAAACUUCUCACAUUUUUGACUUCUUAUCAUGAACAAUAAAGCCAUGAUUAGUCAUAUUUAUAUGGAAGUGUCCUCAGGUAGAUUCAAAUAGGGUGGGACCACAAUAAGUGAUAUAGCUGUAUUGUGACAUAAAAAUAUAUAGGGGAAAACCCUGCUGAUGGAGCACAGCAGCUCCAUAGUAACUCAGGUGAGCAAUGUGGCCUAUGGGCCUCUUGUUUUUGUUUUGCAUUUAUCUUAUGAAAUAUUUUUGUACUACAUGCUUAUAUUUUUAUUAUUGGUGAAGAGCAUUAAAAAGAUUAUUUCAGUAAA
Molecule: messenger RNA, 3694 nt
Organism: Saccostrea echinata
Lineage: Eukaryota; Metazoa; Mollusca; Bivalvia; Ostreida; Ostreidae
Product: malate synthase-like
Exons: 15
Coding region: 94-1869 (591 amino acids)
Biological process (GO): glyoxylate cycle
Cellular component (GO): cytoplasm
Molecular function (GO): malate synthase activity
Source: RefSeq, a predicted model, not a curated record